This is a messenger RNA of Haliotis rufescens (red abalone), 5859 nucleotides long. RefSeq names its product transcription factor 12-like. The transcript is spliced from 23 exons. The coding region runs from base 360 to 3017 and encodes 885 amino acids. Gene Ontology annotation, biological process: regulation of transcription by RNA polymerase II. Gene Ontology annotation, molecular function: DNA-binding transcription factor activity, RNA polymerase II-specific; RNA polymerase II cis-regulatory region sequence-specific DNA binding; protein dimerization activity. Gene Ontology annotation, cellular component: transcription regulator complex. Lineage: Eukaryota; Metazoa; Mollusca; Gastropoda; Lepetellida; Haliotidae. The record is from RefSeq and is a predicted model, not a curated record.
UCUUUACACCGACUUUUGAUCGCAACGUCCGCGGUUUGAGAAUAGACCCUAAGGUGAAAACAUAUUUUUGUAUCUCUUCAUAUACACCCACUGUAAUUAAAGCGACAAGUACGUAAAGUUAUAACUUGAAGAACUGGAGCAGGAAAUAGUGCACAGUGGUGAAUAUACAGGGGAAAUAUGGCUGAUAUCGCAUCGCGGAGGAAUAUGUAUUUGCAAGUGAUGAGGCCAGCUCAACAAAGAGCACUCGUAGUAGAAUGACAGUGUGUAUGUUUUAAGGUGAUAUUGUAUAUUCGCAAAAUUGUGUUGAAGAUUUUUGGAAAGUACCAGUAACUUGGGAGAAGCUUCGUCAAGGCUGCAGCAUGCAGACGCCGGGCAAUAUGGCAAACCAGGGAAGCCCGUGGGACCAAGGCAAUAGAAGCAAAGCCCAGCUGCGUUUUGGAGAUAGAAUGGCUGUCCAAUCAGACAAGGAACUAAAUGACUUGCUUGACUUUAGUGCUAUGUUUUCCCCACCCGUACCCGGUCAACCAAUGAAAAAUGGCCCGAACCCACCACCGGAAUCUACUAUGUACCCUGGGUACAAAGGAGGAAUGGAGGAGGGAGGUAACUGGGGGCCCGGUGGUCAGCAAGGCCCUGGAUAUGAAUCUCGAAUGUAUGAUGGACAAAAUUAUAAUGGUCAACACAGUGGGGAAAAUAUGCCUUUUAUGAAUAACAGUGAUAUGCCGACAUUGAUGAACAAGAGUUCUGAUUACCGGUCUAGUUAUUCGUCCCGAGAAGGUCCAGUACAACAGGGAAUCAUGGGUGGUAAUAAUAUGCCAUUAUCGCCCGACGCCAUUGCUUCAGCAAAACCUACAGUUCCGCCUUAUUACAACAGUAAACGACCAAUGGAUGAGUACAACAGAGGUCGACCUACGGGAAAAUUCACCCCUCCUGAUCAUGGAAAAAGGCGAAAAACUGGUGUUGUUUACUCCCCAAGUCCUGAUGACUUUCACCAGGACUCCCCGCGCUACCAAGGCACGGGGAACUCGCCCAAACCUAUGUCGUAUUCAGACUACUUCAUGGAACCUCAGUCACAUAGUUCAGGAGACCCCUGGUCUUCCAGUAACGCGAUGCCUUCAUCCUCCUACCAAGCUUCCAUCACAAGUGGUUCACAUUAUUCACAAAACUCCCCUUAUACCAGUAUGCACCAUCCACAUGAAACAGGCUACCAUCCUGUGUCACCCAGUCAGGAAUCUCUCAUGUCGUCCGGUCUUCCCCCAAUGUCCACGUUCCGAGGUGGACCCGCCAUGCCCAACACUUCCACUGCAUAUUCUACAACAUCGUCGUCCGUCAAUGGAUCUGAGAUGAUGUCUAAUCGGCCGCAGGGCGGUUCGCAGACUGGUGAUGCACUAGGCAAAGCAUUAGCAUCUGUACCGCAGCAUCGACGUGCACCUCCGCCCCCUCCACAGUCCUCUCAGACGGCUGCGACGUUAGGAAAAGCUUUAGCAUCAAUAUAUUCAACUGAGCACACAAAUUCUAGUUAUGGAGGGUCCAACCCAUCCACACCUGUGUCCUCACCCCCACCAAUGUCAGCUGGCCCCAACCCCAACUGGCAUCGCCCCAAUAAUACUAGUACUACCUCGCCUCACUUUGAGAGUCAUCUCCACUCACUGACUGGUCAGAUGGAAGAGCGCCUCAGCCAAGCCAUUCAAAUUCUCGGAGAGCAUGGCCCCAACCAGCAAAGCAAGAUGGAGGAAAGACUUGAUGAUGCUAUUCAUGUCCUACGCAACCAUGCAGAGCACCAACCAGGCAUGCCGAGUCACCUGGGGAUGCCAGGAAUGAUGCCGCCGGGACAGUCCAAUGGAAUUAUGGGAAAUAUGGGUGGAUACCCAGGAAUGGGGAUGAUGCAGGGACACAUGGAUGCGCAUAUGCAGGGAAAUCACCCCUCGAUGUCAGAGAACAGAAGUCAGAGUGGGGGAAUGUCUGCAUCAUCAACUGAUCAGACAAAAACAUAUGAAAAUCUACGAAGCGACCAAUCACAGGAACCUAACACAGAUGGAUCCAUCAAAGUCGAACUUGCUGAUAAAAACAGUGAAGGCGACAAUAAAGGUGAUCAGCCUCCCAAAUCGUCGGCCAAAGGGUCAACAAAUUCAACUCCGCCUACAGGAAACCCGCCUUCCACGAAAAGGUCAAGGUCAAAAGUGGAUGAUGAUGAUAACUUGUCAAGGUCAAACAUGGGCGACGACGAUUUGAGUGAGGGCGAUGACAAUGAGAGCCCAGAAGGGAAGCAGGAACGAGAACGUCUACGUAGACAGGCCAACAAUGCCAGAGAAAGGUACGUUGCAUCCAAGACCACUCCCCUGGUCAAAGCGGCAUUAAACAACGCCAGAGAAAGAGUCCGAGUCCGAGACAUCAAUGAAGCGUUCAAGGAACUGGGUCAGAUGGUGACCCUGCACUGCUCGUCCAGUCAGCCACUGACGAAGCUGAUGAUACUCCAGCAGGCUGUCAAUGUCAUCACCUCGCUGGAGCAGCAAGUCAGAGAACGCAAUUUGAACCCGAAAGCAGCUUGUCUUAAGAGACGCGAGGAGGAGAAAUCGGACGAUAUGCCCGGUCGCAUGAAUGCGGACGAUAUCGCCCAACAGGCAGCCCUGGCAGGUAGUGCUGCCUUAAUGGGUCGCAUGGGGGCAACAGCUAGUUCCAACCGGCUGUCACCAGGGGGCAUGCUGCCCACAACUACACACGGUGCCUAUACUAAUGUCUACCUUCAAGCAGGCCACCCCUCGGACGGUCAGGAAAACCGACUUGAUCUCGGUAUGCCGCCAGUGUCAGUAACGACAGCGGACGCCGCCGUGGCGAAGCUCGGGCAACAAGCCAACAGGAGUGUGCUAAGCUUGUCUGAUUCGGUUGCCCAUGCUGCUGGUGUCACUGGGAGCUCUGCUGGGCAUGUAGGAGCGAGUGGGGGACAGAUGGUGCCCCCCCUCACGGACUCAAACGCAGACACCCUUGGGGGCAGAUUUUCCGUUGAUCAGGGUCCUCCCUAGCAGACUUUGCCCCCGUUUUCUAGUGAAAGAAUGAUCGGAAUGAGUGUUAUCUGUUUCAGGAAUCCUGCCUACCUGCCUAAUACAUUAGCGUUAAUGAUUAUUUGAAAAAAAAAAAAAGACAACUGUUCCAAACAAACAAAAAUAAACUCAGCCUAGCUGACCAUUGUUAGACUUCCAGUGCCAUCGCCAUGACGAUAGUGUUGCCAUGACGAUGACAGAUUUGUUGUGUUAUGUAAUUCUCAUUGAGUUGGCCUCUGCCUGUGUUUGGACGGAGACCACGAGAGAUGUCGAUUUCAGAACGUGUACAGUUGCCCUGAUGGAUUACCCAGAACUUCUCUGGCUGUAAAGGAGGAUCAACGUAAUGGAGAAGUCAAGUUUUGCAUGAGAAUCAAGCAUGCAUAGUGUCCAAAGUUCCAGAAUCCUAACAACUUCCUUCUUCCGAUACUUCUGUUAGUAUUUGAACGAUAGCAUUGGUUGGACUUCGUCAAUACAGAAGGAACAAGAUGGCCGCUGGUCGCAAUAUUCGGUGCUGUUACGUCGUGAUUCGGGCCAGUUCUGAUGAAAUGGAAAAUUGUGACACUGUGAGACUGUAACUGAUCUCCUGAUUGAUAUUUGAAUCAGUCGAAAUACCAGACUUUGAGAAUAAGCAUUGGUCAUAUCAAGGCCGGCCAUGUUGGAUUUCUCAGCCAGUGACAUUUGAGCAAUGCAGGAAUUGUGCAGCCUGAUUGGGUGAUCUGAACAGCUUUGUAGAGUAGUAGUGUGUGAAGUGACAGACUACACUGGGGAUUGUUUAUGCAUUAGAUGAUUGAGUCUUUCACUUGUCAGUAGGAUGGGAGUUAUCUCCUCUUCUUCUUUGCCAACUGUUGGUUAUCUCCCUUUAUAAGUUUUAAGCAAAAAGUUUAACCUUUGUUAACAAUGGUUUUAUGAAAGUAUGGGAUAACAAAAUGUUGAAAUUUGUUUGAAUUUUUAAAGUUGUAUUUACAAACUGUUUUAAUCUGUUAUUUACAACUAUUUUAUCAGGCAAGAGAUAUUUUGCCAGAUGUAUUCAGAGCAAAGGGUCAACAAGUGAAAGUCUCAAUCCAACCAUUAGCCCAUAAUCAUAUUGUAUAUUAUAUCACUGUUAUCAUCGACAUGCAUCAAUCACCAUAGCAACAAGACAUCUUAUGUCAUACAUUAAUGCAUAAUUCUCCAUAAUGGAACAAGCUAGAGGCUGAUUGGUUGCCAACAGGGAUGUGGUGUAUCAAAUAUUGUGACAGCCAGCAGAGAACAAGAAAUUGUUAAUAGUCCUUGUUCUUGUAAUGGCUGCAGGAGCUGGAUGCGGCUUGUUCAUGGUGGCGUGGUGCGCUCCUCCCAGCGGGGAUAGUCUAAUCAUGAUUUUGUUUGUGUUCAUGUAGAUGUAUUAAGUGAUAUUCUACUUUUUUGAGCACUAUUUUACACAAAGUUGGUGCAUUUUAUCACCACGACUGGGGUUUUGUAUAGUAGAAUAUAUGCUGCCAUAAUAUCAGCUGGUCACUCCUUUGUUGCAGAAACAGGUCAUAAUGAUGCUUUAAGAAGUGUCUUGCCAGGAUAUAACUGCGAUAUCGCUUAAGAGUGGAAUAAAACUCUAUCUGAUCAGUGAAGGAAAUGUUGCUUUGACAAAUUGUAAAUCUGAAAAAUAUUGGUGUUCAACCUGGUUUUCUUGCAUGUAAGGUUUUCAAAGCUUAUCUAUAACCAGAAAUAAGGCAUGUUUGCUUCCUGUUAUUGAUGAAAUUUCAAGACACCAAACAUUCAACGACUUGAAGACCUGUACUUUGGAAUUUGGCAAAUUUCACCAAUUGAACAGAUCAGAUGCGGCAGCUAGCAAGGGUUUAAGACAAUUGACCAAUUUCCAGGGACAUGACCUGUGUUUUGGCUUUGGGCAAAUUCUGUUUGUCAUGGAGGAGUGGCCGGUUGCUAGUAGUGUUAGGUACAAUAUAGGUACAUGUUCGUAUUGGAGGGUGUUGGAUCGUAAUGAUACGACCUCGCACAGUAGGUCCAGUGCCUCGAUGUUUCCUGCAUUUAAUAUAAAUGCAAAUUUUAAAUAUAUAUUUGCAUAUAUUUAUUGCUUAUCUUCUCUUCCAAGUUUACAGAUGUUAAUGUCUAUUUUUGAAACAAAAAGUCAAUAGAUUAAGCCAAAUUUGUGUCAUAGGGCACUUUGAAUGUUUCACCCUGAACAAAUAAAAUGUCAUUGUUUUCUUCAAUAAUGUUGAGGCUACUUAGAUAAAUAAAACAAUGUAAUUUAUUUUUUGUCUUAAAUCAUAACAUUUCAUAUGUUCAAUAUGUUUUCAUUUCUAAUCCUAACAAGACAAUUAUCAAAAUUCUAAAAAAAUAGUUACAGCCAUUUAAACUAAUCAAAAGUGUAACCUAAUUAAAGCAUUUCUUAUUUAAUUAGAACUAUUGGUACGAUAAUUAAUGUUGUAAUGUAAUUAAGCUUUAAACAAAAUUGAAGUUCUUGUCAGUUAAGGAUGAAAUAAAAUGAAAGUAAAAAUGAUUUAGUGUUCAAGUUUGCUUGAUUGUAAAAAAGCAGGAUGAAUUUUUCGAGUUUGACUCCAGGAACUCUGGUUAUUAGUUUCCCUCUCUGCCACAAUUAGCUCUAGGUUUCUGUAGAUAUUAAAUACAUAUUUGUUAUAUAAUACACCAUUGUGCAUUUUCACUGUCUACCCUAACAAGUUGAAAUGAACUCUUCUGGUGUUUGAUUUAGACUCUACCAAAGGUCAGUAGAGGGGUGACAGGUCAGUCCAUACUUAAAACAUGACCUAUCUAUCAGGGGCUGGAAGACGUGGAGUUGUAAUUUGAAAACAAUAAAAUGAAAUGCUUUUGAUUA